Messenger RNA from Trichosporon asahii var. asahii CBS 2479, 906 nucleotides. Its product is annotated as ATP synthase gamma chain, precursor. The record is from RefSeq and is a predicted model, not a curated record. Lineage: Eukaryota; Fungi; Basidiomycota; Tremellomycetes; Trichosporonales; Trichosporonaceae. Gene Ontology annotation, molecular function: proton-transporting ATP synthase activity, rotational mechanism. The coding region runs from base 1 to 906 and encodes 301 amino acids. Gene Ontology annotation, biological process: proton motive force-driven ATP synthesis. The transcript has 4 exons.
AUGUUCGCCCGCAGUGUCCGUCCCGCCCUCACGGCCGCCCGCACUGCCAACCAGCAGCAGAAGGCUGGCAUGGCUACCCUCAAGGAGAUUGACCAGCGUCUCAAGUCGGUCAGGAACAUUGAGAAGAUCACCAAGUCCAUGAAGGUCGUCGCCUCGACCAAGCUCACCCGUGCCGAGAAGGCCAUGCGCGAGGCCAAGAAGUACGGCGGUGCUUCCAACGAGGUCUACGAGCAGACCAAGGAGGGCGACGACGCUGCUGCCGCUGCCCCCGCCGGCGAGGCCGUCGAGAAGAAGCCCAUCUACCUCGUCAUGUCGUCCGACGGUGGUCUCUGUGGUGGUAUCCACUCUUCGCUCUCGCGUUACGUCCGCAAGAUCGCUGCCCAGGACCCCUCGAUCCAGGUCGCCAUUGUCGGUGACAAGCCCAAGGCUCAGCUCACCCGUAUGAUCAACAACGACAACAUCCGCAUCUCCUUCUCCGGUGUCGGCAAGGACGUCCCCACUUUCGGUGAGGCCGUCGCCAUCGCCGACGAGCUCAUGAAGCACGGCGGUGACUUCAACGAGGUCCGCAUCGUCUCGAACCACUACAUCUCGGCUCUCUCGUACGAGGCCCAGACCGUCACUGUCAAGUCGGCCGAGGAGCUCCGCCAGGCCGCCGGCUUCCAGCGCUACGAGAUGGAGGAGGACGUCUCCAAGGACCUUGCCGAGUUCUCGCUCGCCAACGCCAUCUACGCUCUCCUCGUCGAGGGCCACGCUGCCGAGAUCUCGGCCCGUCGUACCGCCAUGGAGAACGCUUCCAACAACGCCAACGACAUGAUGGGCUCGCUCCAGCUCCAGUUCAACCGUGGUCGCCAGGCCGUCAUCACCACCGAGCUUAUCGACAUUAUCACUGGUGCUUCCGCUCUCUAA